Medioppia subpectinata is the source of this 1612-nucleotide messenger RNA. The record is from the annotation of a GenBank genome assembly. Lineage: Eukaryota; Metazoa; Arthropoda; Arachnida; Sarcoptiformes; Oppiidae.
GAAUUUAAUGCAAUCAUUGCCUGAUCUCUACCCUAACAUUAAAAAAGAAGUAAAGUUAAAGAUUUCAUGUGAUAAAGACAGUUACGAUCCCAACGGUUGCACCGGACCCGCACUCUUCAACAUAGAGUUCAUCGAAGCGACACUAAAUCAACACUCUUUGAAAUCGAUUGAAAGAAACCGAAUCGACUUCGAGAACACAAUCGCACAGCUUAUCGAAACGCCUUCAAGUAAAGUGGUUUUGGCCUCACUUUUCAUCGAAAAGAGCAUUCCAAUAUUAUUGAAUUCCUAUGACUUCCAUAACGAAGACACUCAUAUAGAGAGAUCUCUUUUGGGUUCGAUAUUGUCGUGGAUUAAUGACACCAAUUAUAUGUAUCCGCCCUCUAAACGAAUGUUCACUAAUUUGCUCGACUCGUUGGGAUCGAUUGCAGAAAUACGUUGCGAUGAAACGAAUCAAUUUGUUUUGGAAACGGCUAUAAAUUAUCCGAAAAUAAUUGAAUACAUGGCUCCACGACUAUUGCCAUCAAAUACAUCGACUCAAUGUUUCCUCAAUAUGUAUCAACUAAUUGAACAAAAGUUAACUAAAACACCGCCUCAGGUGUCGUUUGUACUUCUCAGCAAAUUUGAUGUCUCACUUUGGUUCCGAAACGCAUCCCACGAACAGUGCUUAUCAUUAAUCCAAGUGUUGGGCAAUGCUCUCAAUAGCUUCGGGAAUAAACCGAAAGAUGAAUAUUUAAUGGUUUUUGGGUUAUACCGAAAGCAUUUACAAUAUGCCUUAAUAUUCCGGUUUCCGCAAUAUCUGCCCGACGUCUUCAAUAUUCUUCUCAAAAGAAUGAAAGAGCAGUCAAUAUCUCCGUGCCUUUGGAACGAUGUGUUGCUUUCGUUUGGUUUCUUUAUAACUCAAGAAGACGUGGAUUUGUCUCACUUUUAUCUGGAAUUAAAGAAAUACUCCAAUAAUCAGCCGUUGUUUACAGCGAAUGAGCUAUUUGACAUUUUGUCUUUAAUGUCAACACAUCUGUCAGAAGCCUAUCGCGAGAUUUCAGUCGAAUUUCUCGAUCAUUUCAAGAUUUAUAUUCAACAAUAUUUGACACUAAUUUCAACGCUUUCAUUCUGUUGGCUGAACGCCAACUCCCGAAUGCCUCCCUGUGAUAUUCUCAACGUUUGGCGUCCAUUCUAUGACAACUGGAAUGCCGUAAUCCAAGACCAGUACUCCAUUGAGCCAUUCAUCGCAUACGUAUUCACGCGAAUUGAUUGGAGACAUACACUUAAAAACCAAUCGUUAACAACAGAACAAAUGACUUUAAUAGUAGAGAACAUCUCAUACACAAUGGUUUCGCUCUCUUCGCAAAAAUGUUUAGCGGAAAUCGAUAUGCAAUCGAUACCUUUCGAGUUAUUGACGGCAACUAAAGUGCAAUCUAUCGGUCAAGUGAUCGUUCGUGUGAUCAAAUUGAAGUCAUACUUCUUCGAGUCUAAUAACACGAGUCAUAGUUUUCUGUUAGGUUUACUCAAACAGAUUUGUCUUCUCUCCGACACUGAUAUCAAUGAUGAGGACUGGCUUUUGAAGCACAAGUAUUACGCAAACUCUAUCUCAUAUUUGCUCAAAGACUUGAGUUCU